AUGCCCGUUCUCGCCCAAUCAGCAAGCUCUUCGACUCCCGAUUCUCGUCCCAAGCCCUCCACUUCGACCGCUCGUCGUCUUCCCUCCGCCUCUCCAGCCAGUCCAGCCGACCCUCCCCCUCCCGCCGCCGACGCCGCGAACCCGACUCCGUCCUAUCUCGCAUCGUUCGGCAACUACAUUGCCCCCUUCUUGCGGAGACGAACCUCGUCGUCGAGUUACAUGCCGUCUCCCCCGCCUGCUGCGGACCAACCUGCGGCAGGACCUUCGAACGCUUCGACUACCGCCAAUGCGGCAGCCUCGACUUCCCGCGCCGAAGCUUCAACUUCGACCGCUGCGAACGGUGCAGCUGCCUCUGCACGAGCCGCGUCAGGGCUUCGCGCGGUCGGCACGCCAGCGAGCGACCACGACGUGAUCGACUUGACUACCUCUUCUCCGCCUCGCCGACACCGCCAUCUCGUCCCAGCUGUUCGAGCAUCCGGUCUCGCUUUCCCAGGCGUGCCAGGUCCGAGCAACGCCGGUGCGAGCACGAGCGCGGCUGGAGCGGCUGCUGGGCCGUCGAAUGCUCCUCGUCCGCCUCGACGUGCGCGGCGGUCGGUCGUCUUUGUGAGCGACGGCGACGACACAGACGACGCCGACUAUCGACCUCGUAACCAACCGCAACGGACUGCCGCAGACACCGACGAUGAUUCGGACAUUGAGAUUGUCAGCGAACGAGCUGCCGAGCCUUUCCCCCGCAUCCACUCGCCUCCGCCUUACAUCGUCCCUCCCAAUGCGACUGCCACGACUUCCGUCGCAGGGCGCGGGCGAGGCCCGCAGCUACGACGCUCGACUCGGGUCGCUCAGCCUGCCAACCAUGCGGACGCAGACGAUGCAGACGCGAGUGCGGCACGACGACUAGCGGCAGAAUAUGCGGCAGAGGGAGGCGUGCCGGGCGAUUACCUCGCUGCGCAAGCGCGAGCGAUGGACCAGGCUCGAGCGGGACCUGCGCCCGGUCUUGCUGGACGAGGGUUUGGCGGAAUCUUCUCGCCUGCGCUUGGCGGCGGCGUUGGCGCAGGAGGUGCGAGACACGACCCCUUCGCCGGCAUCAUGGACAGGCAGGGGCUGCUAGCGCUUCUCGGAGGUGGAUUGGGCGGGUUUUGGGGAGGCGGGCAUUUCGGUCACUUCGGCGCUGCCGCUCUGUAUGGUCAGCCGGCUGCUCAGAUCAACGGCGGAUGGGGAGGCGCGGCCAAGGUUCGCGCGGCGAGCAAAAAGUACGGCGUACGGAUGAGCCAUCCUCGACCCGUCGAAAAGGGCUUCUCGCGCGACAUUAUCGAGCCUCGCGACCCGGACACGGCCGAGCCGCCUGCGAAGCGCGUCAAGGGUAAAGGCAAGGCGAAGGCGCCGCCGGAGGAGAUGCAACCCGUGUGCGCGUCCUGCCUCGACCCGUUGUUGCUCGGCGGCGAGGGCGACAAGAAGGUCUUUGCGCUCCGGUGUGGGCACGUCGUCUGCGCCAAGUGUCUCGGCGAGGCCAAGGCGCGGUGCCAGGAGAUCAGGGAGCGGGAGAAGGGCGGAUGGGUGAUGGACGUCGACGAGAGUGACGGCGGGGCCGGGAAGGGCAAGGGCAGGGCGAGGGAACCGCUCCUCCUCUCCGACGACGACGAUGACGACUUGUACGGCGACGCCGAUGACGACGACUUCUACCUUUCCGACGAGAUGCCGCCCGCCCGCUCCAGCAAGUCUUCCUCGAAGCGAUCGUCGAAGAAGGACAAGGGCAAGGGGAAAGCCACAGCCGCAUCUUCAAGCAAGCUCAAAGGCAAGGGCAAGUCGCGCGCCGACGAGACGGGCGUCGAGGAGCUGUGGACGACUUGUCCCGUCUCGACGUGUGACGGGAACGGGACGGACCUGCUCGCCACGGAGGGCUGGUCGAGGCCGUACGAACUGUUUGCGUGA
This is a messenger RNA of Rhodotorula toruloides NP11, 1929 nucleotides long. RefSeq names its product zinc finger, RING-type protein. The record is from RefSeq and is a predicted model, not a curated record. The transcript has a single exon. Bases 1 to 1929 code for a protein of 642 amino acids. NCBI's taxonomy places the organism in Eukaryota, Fungi, Basidiomycota, Microbotryomycetes, Sporidiobolales, Sporidiobolaceae.